UCAUAGUCUGAUCUUGUACCCGAACUGAUAAGAACAAAAUCUUUGGUGAUCAGCCGGAUUUUGAAUGCGACUUCUGUUUCAUAAAGGGGAAAUUCACUACAAAUACGAGCAAAGUACAUAAAUAGCUACUUCGCAAUCAAAAAUUUGUUUCAGACAACAUGUGAAAAAAGUUCAAUAGCAGUGUAUGCGCACCAUUUGAAGUGAUUACAACUAGUGAUCGAACUGAAGCAAAACGGAUUGAGAAAAAAUAUGUCACGUCGAGCGAUUAAUUUGAGUAUCAACGUGUUACUGCUGGUUGGAGCUCUCGCUUUCGCCAGCGCUGAGACUUCUGCAGAAUAUUGCAGUGAGACCACGUGCGAUGUUGCGCGCGAUCAGCUAUUGGAGGCUAUAACGGAAGACUACCUCAAAGUACUCGACUAUGAAAUGAAUCAAAGCAAGGAGUUGUUGGAGAAAGUGCUCGCCGAUGAUAGGUUCCAGGAUAUACGCAGUGAAAUACUGCUUGGCAAGAAACUUAUCCUCAGCGAUUUCGUGGAGCAUAUUGAGGAGCGAAAGCUGACGCAGUUUCCAGAGAAGGUGUAUAAGCCCGCUCGUUUCUUCCACAUGUUUGGUAAAUCGCUUUUGUACAGGGAACUCAUAGACAUUGUAGCACGCCUGGAGCCCAAUAAGAGUCGAUACGAUAAAUGGAUUGAGGAAGCGGUGAUCGUAAAUGGCCUUGAAGCUGUAGUAAACAAUGUGAAUCGAAAACGUACGAAACUGUGUAGUGACAGUGCGAAGCGAAUUGAACAGUAUGUGAGCGGAUUGCCGGUGGAGCAGCGGCGCAAGGCGUUCGCACAAAAAAUGACUAAUUGGGCGCUGAAAAUGAAGGGAGCCGGAAAGUUGGAAGAAAAAAUGGAGCACUUUAGAGAGUUUCUGCGCCACGAAUACUUGGAAACAACGUCAAUGUUGGAUUAGGGGAAAGGCUGGGGAGGUGAUGAGCAACUGAAUGGGUUGAAGAGUGAAGAAUAAUUAAAAGUUAGUAACAGAGUAAUGCAAAUUAGAUCGACAUUUUUUGUAAAUAAUUACUUACUAAGAAAUAAAAUGUUGAAUAAGCGCACCUUUGCAAAAAGGAAUUUAAAUUCAA
Messenger RNA from Rhagoletis zephyria (snowberry fruit fly), 1120 nucleotides. RefSeq lists its product as uncharacterized. NCBI's taxonomy places the organism in Eukaryota, Metazoa, Arthropoda, Insecta, Diptera, Tephritidae. The record is from RefSeq and is a predicted model, not a curated record.